CCUUCAUCAAUUCUGAGCGACUCGACGGAGAAUUCCAGAGCCUAACACUAGGGCCGUACGGCCGGCGACUCCCUCUUGUUCUCUCAUGCUCAGAAAUGGGCCGAUCCUAAACAUCGCGAUAUCACUUGUACAAUGUUCCAAUUCCGCACAGUACCCUGCAGCAUCCCUAUACCCCACCGCUGUAGUACAUAUGAAUCCCGUUUCAGCCGGAAUACACCUUGCCAAAAUUCAUCGGCGCGAUCUAUGCAUAAAAUUGCAACGAGGACUGAGCAUGCAAGAUGAUGCAGAAGUCGAAGAAGGAUGAUCGUCCGAGGUGGUUGCGGCAGUUUCUAGUUAGCCUUUGGUGGUGAUCGAUAGCGCGGAAGCUAAGCCAAAGAGUGGAGGUUGGAACCAUGGGAUGUUUCGGCUUACCGAGAGAUUAGGGGCAUUUAGGAAAAAAGAUGGAUAUCUGUAUCGGAGUACGAGUACCUUUGUACGGAGUAAUGGCCCUGGGAUUGAUAUUGGGUGAUAUUUUAGAAUCGACUUGGGGGAACACUACCUAAGGGACACAGGGAUUCUUUGCUUGCUAUGACGAAGCAAACGAAAAAGUAAUACAGUAAUAGUGGACGGU
This is a messenger RNA of Xylona heveae TC161, 610 nucleotides long. RefSeq lists its product as hypothetical. The transcript has a single exon. The coding region runs from base 86 to 304 and encodes 72 amino acids. The record is from RefSeq and is a predicted model, not a curated record. Lineage: Eukaryota; Fungi; Ascomycota; Xylonomycetes; Xylonales; Xylonaceae.